This is a messenger RNA of Ceratitis capitata (Mediterranean fruit fly), 3264 nucleotides long. It is a transcript of the gene mbt, whose product is annotated as serine/threonine-protein kinase PAK mbt. The transcript is spliced from 4 exons. Gene Ontology annotation, biological process: regulation of MAPK cascade; intracellular signal transduction; protein phosphorylation. The record is from RefSeq and is a predicted model, not a curated record. The coding region runs from base 452 to 2521 and encodes 689 amino acids. Gene Ontology annotation, molecular function: ATP binding; protein serine/threonine kinase activity. Gene Ontology annotation, cellular component: cytoplasm. Lineage: Eukaryota; Metazoa; Arthropoda; Insecta; Diptera; Tephritidae.
GACAUUCCUUUUGAUUUAAUUCAAUUUUUUCGCUGUUAAUUAUAUUAUUUAAUUAUAAAUUAUGUUUAUUCGUGUAAUGAAAUGUGGUUUUUAUGUGUUUCGUGUAAAGUGCAAAUGAAAAGUGAUGAAAAUUUUAACUUUUUGUUUGGAAAUCAAAGCAAGCAUUGAAAUCCAUAAGACGUAGUCAAGAAGAAGGGAGGAAGCCAAGCAGCACCACCAACGGCCAGAAAGAACGGGUGUGGAGCUUAGCUGUGUAACAACAAAGAGAUUUUCUACUUUUUUUCUGGUUAUUAGCGGGUUUUGUGCGCACUGGGCGGAGGUAAAUAAUAAAGUCAACAAACUGCGACGGGAAAUUCACAUCGUUGGCAUAGGAAUUUCACGAAUUUUCACCUUUUAUUGUAGUACGUAGUAGCUGUUAAUACACCGGAGAUAGUACACUUAUUGCAACAAAAUGUUCUCAAAGAAGAAGAAGAAACCAUUAAUAUCUAUGCCAAGUAAUUUCGAGCAUCGCGUGCACACUGGAUUUGACAAACGUGAGGGACGGUACGUCGGUUUACCGCUACAAUGGGCUUCCAUCGUUGGCAACAAUCAAAUAUUGAAGUCAACAAAUAGGCCGUUACCUUUGGUUGAUCCAUCUGAAAUAACACCGACAGAAAUUCUCGACUUGAAGACAAUUGUGCGACCGCAUCACAAUAACAACAAAGCGGAUACAACUUCAUUAAAUAGUAGCAUAGCGCCGAACGUCAGCGCUGCUUUAGGCAAUCACCAAACAGCGCAUGCGCAUUAUUUUACCGAGCAUAAUAACACCUCUGCUAAUCCAGGCGCUGCAACAGCUGGAUUAGGACAUCAAACAGGUGGCAUUGUACUACCGAAAACGUCACAUGUAGCUCGGUCGAAUUCUUUGCGCAGCUCGAGUCCCCCGCGCGUACGGCGUGACUUGCGCGGCAAUGCAAAUGUACCUCCCGCAGUACCAGAGGAAAGUUCAUCGACACCAGCGCCAACACCAGUGCCCGGUCAAAUAUUACCCUACGGUGGCUUUAAACCACCAACACUCGGCGCAUUAACAGGUGGCACACAGGGUUAUUUACAACAGUCAACACAUGGCAUGCAUCCCACCCAGAAUGGUGGUGGUCAUGGACCGCUUGCGGUACGCACUGAUUUUACCACAGGUCAACAACAACAACAACAACAGCCGCCUACAGGUCAAACUCAACCACCACACGGCAGCGUGGCGACAAUGAGUGGCCCGCACUACCGCGGUGGACCACCGCCUCACCAUCUCGCCGUUAGUGGACAACCGCCACAGACGUCGCCAGUAGGUUCUGUGGCCAGCGGAUCACGGUCAACACACUCACACGCCUCCUCCGCACAUACACAUAUACAUAAUGCAAAUUUAAAUAAUAAUAACGGUGGCAGCGGUUUCACACCAUAUCAACCUGGCGCCAUACAACAACACACUGCGAAACAUAUGGGCACGCUGGCCGAUCAAAACCAAAAUCCACAUAACACACAUCCGCACCUGCAUGCGAAAUCGGCAUCGCGUGCUUCAAGCUCAAGUGGCGGCGCAAGCGGUGUAGGAAGUGGUUCAGGCAACGCGGGAGGACUUGGCGCCGCACCACCGUCCAAACAGGAACAGCGGUUGACGCACGAACAGUUCCGCGCCGCUUUGCAAAUGGUCGUUUCAGCUGGUGACCCGCGUGAAAAUCUAGACAACUUCAUGAAAAUAGGUGAAGGCUCAACAGGCACUGUGUGUAUAGCCACUGACAAAUCAACUGGUCGUCAAGUGGCUGUUAAAAAAAUGGAUUUACGCAAACAACAGCGGCGAGAGCUACUUUUCAACGAAGUCGUCAUUAUGCGCGAUUACCACCAUCCGAAUAUUGUCGAGACCUACUCCAGCUUUUUAGUGAACGAUGAACUCUGGGUGGUUAUGGAGUAUUUGGAGGGCGGGGCACUUACCGAUAUUGUCACACAUUCACGCAUGGAUGAGGAGCAAAUCGCAACAGUCUGCAAGCAAUGCCUCAAAGCGUUAGCGUAUUUGCACUCGCAGGGUGUCAUACAUCGCGACAUCAAAUCCGAUUCCAUACUCUUGGCAGCUGAUGGACGUGUAAAGCUCUCGGAUUUCGGGUUUUGUGCGCAAGUCUCACAAGAGCUGCCGAAGCGUAAGUCACUCGUUGGCACACCCUAUUGGAUGUCGCCGGAGGUUAUUUCACGUUUGCCAUACGGUCCCGAAGUCGAUAUCUGGUCACUCGGUAUUAUGGUUAUCGAGAUGGUGGACGGUGAGCCGCCCUUCUUCAAUGAACCGCCACUGCAGGCGAUGCGUCGCAUACGGGACAUGCAACCGCCGAAUCUAAAGAAUGCCCACAAGGUGUCGCCGCGUCUACAGUCAUUCUUGGAUCGCAUGCUGGUACGUGAUCCGGCGCAACGUGCGACAGCCGCAGAACUGUUGGCGCAUCCGUUCUUACGACAAGCGGGUCCACCAUCGUUAUUAGUGCCUUUAAUGCGGAACACAAGGCAACAUUGAAACGAAGAAAAUCGAAUAUAUGACGUCUAAAGCUUGCUCUACAGCGUCGUCAUCAUCAUGAUCGUUGUUAUACCACACUUCAGUCCAAAUAUUCACACACACACACACAAUGCCACACAUACAACAUGUACAUUCAUACAUAGGUUUCUUGAAAGCGCGCGUUCAUUUUGGCAACUACUUAAGCAGCCCAACAUUUUUUAAAGUAUUACUUAAAAUCUCUUUGGAAUUAUUAUGGUUUUUUUUUCGUAUGUUCUCUUAGAUUAGACAUUAAUAAUAGUUUAAUGUUUAAUUAUAUUUAGCUCUUUUUAAUUUUGUUUUCCAGUCGUAAAGCUUUUUUUUUUUUGUUGUUUAUAAGAUAUGUUUCCUUAACAAAGCAAAAACUCCUUUCAAACACAAUAUUGCCUAAUUAUUUAUUGCAUAUUGUGUACUUAAGACGUCAACAUUUUUUGCAUUUAUAAAAAAAUAUUCUUAAGUAGCCUAAAAACAAAACAUUCCCCGCUUCACUGAUACAGUUUUAUUGUAUCUUCGCUAAAUAAGUCUCCAAAAUGGCAGCUAUGACCUUGCACCAGUCGAAACUGUGUAUACUUGAAAUUUUGGAAAGCGAAAAGAAAUUAUAUAAUUAUUUAAAAGAAAAUUAACGAGACUUAAGCAAUAUGAAAACAUAUUUUAAAAAUAAGCUUUACAGUCUUGGAAAGCAACGGCCUUUAUACAUGCCUACAUAUAUUCGUAAUAUUAGUAAAAAA